This is a messenger RNA of Pocillopora meandrina, 3466 nucleotides long. Lineage: Eukaryota; Metazoa; Cnidaria; Anthozoa; Scleractinia; Pocilloporidae. The record is from the annotation of a GenBank genome assembly.
CCUUAGUGUAAACUGCACUAGACCUAGUGUCCACUCACUUUAAAUAUAUCGAGACAAACAUGGCGGAUCCCAAAGCAAAUAAACAUCAGAAAACAAGUCAUGUCCCCCGCCCUCCGGCAGUAUUGUUUUAUCAUAAAUCCAUGAGUCAAUUGGCAGAAAGUAUCUGUGAACGGUGCAGCCGUGCACUGGAUCAGUCAUCAAGCACGAAACAAGUGAGACUUACUCUUUUUCAAAUCUAAGCUUGAGAAGUGACCAUGGAUUUGAUUGUGAAUUUGUGAUCAAACCAUGGUGAUAAAUAUAUGCAGCGGUAAAUUUGCAUGAAAACUAUCUUACAAGAUUAUUUAUGUUGUUUAGAAAGAACUUUUAUACUAUCAACAAAGUGUGGAGUUGAGAUCUGUAUCAUGGGAACAAUUUCCGGAUGGAUGGCCAAACUUAUUUAUUGCAAAUGCUAAACAAGAUUGUGCAGGAAGAGAUGGUAUGUGAACGUUGUCAGCAUUAGGGUAUAAACUUAAAAGGUCUUGUCCUGUGUUUCAGCUUUUUAAUGUCUGCCUUUGCUAAUUUUUUUCCCCUUCAGUCAUUUGAAUGAGCACUGUAUAUGUUUCACUUUGUUUCGUUCAUUAAAAAAAGAAAGAAAAAGGAUAUAUAUAUAUAUAUAAAAAUGUAUAUAAUAUAUAUGGAUAAACCAAAACACAGACUUUCUAUUUAUAUAUACAUAUAUAUAUUUCUGCAUUGCAGUCAUCUUUCUGGCAAGCUUCCACUCACCAGAAGUUGUGUUUGAGCAGCUUUCUGUUAUUUAUAAGAUUCCCAGGUGAGAUACAUCAGGUGAACAUUAAAACCACCAGUUAUUUCAAGCCCAGGUUAUUUUUUAUACAAAAAUUUCCACAGCUCAAGGGUCUGCUCACUAUCCUUUUUUACAACCGUUGCAUGCUCUCAGGAAGAAUGGGAAAUGGUAAAUACUCCAGAUGAAACUGUGGAGAGUUUGUUAAAAAUCUUAUACCUUUUAAAGACAUGAAGAGACUGCAUCUAUUAGCAUUAGGAUCUGAUUUCUCCUCACAGCAUCAUUGCUAAUUUAAGUGCCAAGGUCAUGAGAGUGGAGGAUAUGAUUGUAUACUUAUUAAGAGAAGCUAUAAACUGUUAAACAAAUUAACCUUUCUAGUAACAAAAGAAAUGUAUAGGAAACAGCACUGAAAAUGUGUAAAAUGAUGUUAGGCUGUAAAAGUUGAAGAUUUUAAAACUCCAUGAUUAUAUCUUAGAAAAUAAGAGAAAUUUGGAAGCCUUAUGCAUUACUUUUGGGAGCAAAGAGGUUUCCUGAAGGAUAGGUAAACAAUAAUUUCUCCCUUUUUUAAUCAUCUGUUUACAUUCUCACAGGCUAUUGGCUCGAUCAUUUACUGCUAUUGUACCAUACUUUCCAACUGGAACAAUGGAAAGGGAGGAAACAGAGGGUCAAGUUGCUACUGCAAAGGUAUUACCAGGAUGAGUGAUUAACUUUGAACUUAUUGUCUUUGGUAUGUAAGCAGUACCAAACUCAAAAAACACAAGCAAAUGGUAUACAGUCUGAUCUGUUCAAAAGGAACCCACUUCCUAAUUUUUGGAGUGUUUAACUUGCAUGUGCUUUACUGUUGUGUAUUACUGGACAAGAUGUACAUUAGAAAUGUAAUACAACAGGUGGACUUGUUUCUCUCCCAUAGACUCUGGCCAUUUUGUUGUCCACUGUUCCAUUGACUGCCAGAGGACCAUCUCAGAUAAUGGUAUUUGAUAUUCAUGCCCUGCAGGAAAGAUUCUAUUUCACUGACAAUGUAAUUCCAAGGUAAUACUCUUAGGAGAGGAAUUUCCCAUGUUAUUGGAAGAUCAUAUUUUAAAUAUGGAGUUGAUUAAUGCCAUAAUGUAAUUUCAGAUGUUCUUGAUUUUAAUUCAUGCAGAUUGGAGACAGCCAUUCCUUUGCUUCUACGAGAGAUAAUGAUGCUAAGCAAAGACAAUGCCAUUAGCAUUGCUUUUCCUGAUGAUGGUGCAUUCAAGAGGUUUCAUACCAUGUUUAAAUCCUUCCCAACUAUCACUUGCACAAAAAUCCGUGACAAGGACCACAGAAUUGUGAAAGUCAAAGAUGGUAGCUUUGAUAACAUUGUGAUUUCAUUUUAUGGCUCUUUGAAUGAUAAAUUGCUUAUCAACAAUUUAAGUACAAGUAAAUAGGUCAGAGUUGAACUGAAUUGAGAACAUCCAUUGUUAGUCAUUGAUGACUCACUUGACCAUGUAGGCCUUCAGUUAACUUUGUAUCUGUUUAUCUGGAUUUCAAGGUGACCCAGCUGGACAUCAUGUGAUCAUCGUUGAUGACCUUGUGAUGACAGGAGGGACCUUAGUGGAGUGUGCUAAAGUAAGAGUGUAGAUAUGGUACCUGCCAGUUUAUAAUAUACAUGUGAAUACUUGAAACAAUGAAAACAAAAAAGAAGCUGCAAACUCUGAGGUAUUUUCCUUUUAUCUUAACAUAUUUCCUGUCUCUAACUGGUGCUCAUUGAUACCUUGACAUAACUUCAUCCUCACUUAAAACCUCAUUACUGGUACACAGGGCUAAUAAUAUAGGUAAAGAUAGGAAUAGAAUGGUAUCAGGCUUAGAAUAUAGCCAAUCAUAACCUACACACUUACAAACCCUUUGUUUUGCCAGGCUUUGUUGUCAGCUGGAGCGGUGAAGAUCAGUGCAUAUGUAACACAUGCUGUGUUUCCUAAAGAUUCGUGGAAGCUGUUCACAGACUGUGAAGUGCCCUUCAGCAAGUUCUACAUAACAGAUUCAAUCCCACAUGCCACCAGUAUUGCUCAGCACUCUCCUUUUAAACUACUUUCCUUGUGUGACUCCAUAUCUGAGACUCUACUGGGCUUUGAUCUGCUACAGAGCUGAUUUCAAAUGACUAUCUUUAGUGUUGUUAAGAAGAAGCUUUGUUACGUCAAUCUUAUGGAGCAUUGUUUAUACUAUGGUGGGAAAUAAAAAAUAGAUUUGUAUUACAUGGGAAGUAAAGUUACAACAGUUAUUUUGUUAGUUAUAGUAGUUAGGUAUAUUUUAUUAUUAUCUGGGAGCAGGUUGCUCUUGUUACACAUUCAUAUAAUGGCCACUUCAGAUGUCAAAAUUAGUGGUAUUCAAAUGUUAUUUUAGUAAAGAAGUUCACAAAUCUAAACACUCAUGCUUUAGUGUUUUGUACAAUAGACAGUUGUUGAUGUAUUAGCAAGAUUAUGAGUACACCCGCAUUGCAUGCCUACAUGUACGUAAUCAACCAUGACACUUUGCUUCCUUAGUUCUACCAUGUGCUCGGUGUAAGAUGGCGACGGUUGUUUAUUAAAUUAUUUUUCGGUACUCACUCAUCACCUCCUGAUUUCCCGUUUUUUGAAGCAAAUCAACAACAGUCACCGUACAAAGAUGGUAUGCAAGGAGUCAAGCUAUAGCCAGAUAUCUAAUUAGUUCCUGGUGUGCAUAGAAUUAUAG